UAAAAUGGAGCUACAAGCCCAUGUCCUGUGACAGGGAGAAUGUAUAAAUGUUUAAUAAAGUUUGCUGUGGAUGAGAUCUAUUAAUAAGCUUGAGUGGCCAGAGGGACAGGUAUUGUGUUCGUUACUAUAGCAUCACCUCGCACAGGAUCUGUGUGAGAGAGACGGCGGAAGAAAGCUGGGAGAGAGGAUGAGCAAGUUAUAGCGUGUUUCAGUCGUGUGCACCAGCUGAAGCACCAGGUCCAGCGUUUCUAACCUCCAGGUGUAGCCCUUUGUUCUUUAAUGAUGAUCAGCCACGGAGCAACAAUAGAUGAAAAACAGAGCCACUACAAUUCUGCUUGAGCUAUUGGCAGUUCUGAGGAGACUCUGCUGAAAUUUUCACUCUGACGGAUAUUUUGGAGUAUCAACAUUGUGUUGUCGUACCAGGGAUAACAGAAAAAUAAUAAUAGAGGAAAGCACUGAGGCAGCCUGCUAAAGUCUGGGGGAAACUGGCGAUGACAGCAAACAAAAUGUUACAUUAAAGGAUUUAUUUAAGGAAGACAAGAUGCCUUUUGAAGUGUUUAACUCAUUAAGGGAGAGGUUUUUAAAGCCUGGGAAGGAAGAGGUGAAGAAUACUGUGAGUGAUUCACUGGGACACUUCCAAAGAAAAAUUGAUGGAACCAACCAAGAAGAAGAUAACAUUGAACUGAAUGAAGAAGGAAGGCCUGUGCAGGCAGUGAGAAAACCUUUAUUUGACUGCUAUUGCUGUGGACUUCCCAAACGUUACAUCAUUGCCAUCAUGAGUGGCUUGGGGUUUUGCAUUUCUUUUGGAAUUCGAUGCAAUCUUGGUGUUGCCAUAGUGGAAAUGGUUAACAACAGCACAAUCUAUGUCAAUGGAAAGCCAGAGAUUGAGAAAGCACAAUUCAACUGGGAUCCAGAAACAGUAGGACUUAUUCAUGGCUCAUUUUUCUGGGGUUACAUUGUAACACAAAUUCCAGGAGGCUUCAUUGCAAAUAAACUAGCAGCUAACAGGGUAUUUGGAGCAGCUAUUUUCCUAACUUCCAUGCUAAAUAUGUUCAUUCCUGCAGCUGCCAGAGUACAUUAUGGUUGUGUUAUGUUUGUAAGAAUUUUGCAAGGUCUUGUGGAGGGGGUGACCUACCCAGCGUGUCAUGGAAUGUGGAGUAAAUGGGCACCUCCACUUGAAAGAAGUAGACUAGCAACCACAUCUUUCUGUGGCUCCUAUGCGGGGGCUGUGGUUGCUAUGCCACUAGCUGGCGUAUUGGUGCAGUACAUAGGAUGGUCAUCUGUCUUUUAUAUAUAUGGAAUAUUUGGGAUUAUCUGGUACAUGUUCUGGCUGUUGCAUGCCUAUGAGAGUCCAGCUGUUCACCCAACAAUAACCACCGAGGAAAGAACUUACAUAGAAACAAGUAUAGGAGGAGCCAAUCUUGUCAGUGCCAGUAGAUUUAGUACGCCAUGGAAACGGUUUUUCACUUCAAUGCCGGUUUACGCAAUCAUUGUGGCAAACUUUUGCAGAAGCUGGACUUUCUACUUACUGCUGAUAAGUCAGCCUGCUUACUUUGAAGAGGUCUUUGGAUUUGCAAUAAGUAAGGUUGGCCUUUUGUCUGCUGUUCCACAUAUGGUCAUGACCAUUAUUGUGCCUAUUGGAGGGCAGCUGGCUGACCUUUUACGCAGCAGAAGAAUUUUAAGCACAACUGCAGUAAGAAAAAUAAUGAACUGUGGAGGUUUUGGAAUGGAGGCUACUUUACUUUUGGUAGUUGGCUUCUCUCACACAAGAGGUGUUGCAAUCUCUUUCUUGGUUUUAGCAGUAGGCUUCAGUGGAUUUGCUAUUUCAGGAUUUAAUGUCAACCAUUUAGAUAUUGCGCCCCGGUAUGCCAGCAUCCUAAUGGGCAUCUCUAAUGGAGUGGGGACACUGUCAGGAAUGGUGUGCCCCCUCAUCGUUGGUGCAAUGACUAAGCACAAGACCCGUGAAGAAUGGCAAAAUGUCUUCCUAAUAGCUGCCCUAGUUCACUAUAGUGGAGUGAUAUUUUAUGCCAUCUUUGCUUCUGGUGAGAAGCAGGAAUGGGCUGACCCAGAAAGCUUGAAUGAAGAGAAAUGUGGAAUAAUUGACCAAGAUGAACUGGCUGAAGAGACUGAUCUGAGCAAUGAAACCUUCGUUAGCCCGAAGAAAACAUAUGGUGCUACUGUUCAAGAUGACGAAUGGCGAAGGAAAGCGUUGCAAAAGCAAAAGGGAGUGGUGCAAGAUGCAGAAGAAGAGACUUCGUGUCAGUAUGAAAAUGGGACUUAUCAAGAUUCAUCAUAAAUCUCACUAUGUAUGAUUUGUGUGAUUGUUACAAUCGCUGUACGAAACAAAGCAGUAUCUAUAUGUAUUUGGUUGGGUUCUUUUUGUAGAUAAUCAUGCCAAAUGGCUAGAUGUAAGAUAUUGUCAUUUUCAACUUGUAGUACAGCAAAACUGGGUUCCCAGAAGUCCCUGUGGUAAACUUAUGGAUUCAGAUCUCUGUGUAAAGGUCACAGUCCUUUACAUCACAUGAAUUUUCACUAAAGGCAACAAAGUUCUGGA
Molecule: messenger RNA, 2554 nt
Organism: Podarcis muralis (Common wall lizard)
Lineage: Eukaryota; Metazoa; Chordata; Lepidosauria; Squamata; Lacertidae
Gene: SLC17A8
Product: solute carrier family 17 member 8
Biological process (GO): transmembrane transport; regulation of synapse structure or activity; synaptic transmission, glutamatergic
Cellular component (GO): synaptic vesicle membrane; excitatory synapse
Molecular function (GO): L-glutamate transmembrane transporter activity; neurotransmitter transmembrane transporter activity
Source: RefSeq, a predicted model, not a curated record